UCGUCAUUUUGAGUGAAGCUCAGUGUGAGCUAAGCUGAGCGGAGCAGAGAGAGAGAGAGAGAGAGAGCGAGAGAGAGAGAGAGAGAGAGCUCGAAGAACUCAUCCAUGGAGACCAGAAUCUCUGCCUCUCUCGGCCUCCCUUCCCCAAACCCAAACCACCAUUCAAAUUCCCUCCAUUUUACAAACCUCUUCACCCACUUCACCAAUCCCCAAACCACCCAAAAUGCGCAGAACUCCAUUUCUCUCCUCCCCUUUGCCUCGGCCUCAGCCUCAGCCUCAGCCUCCACGACUCCCAAGUCCCCGAAUUGGCUCAAACCCACGUCACGAGACAGCCCCAAAGUCAAAUCUCUCCUCAAGAACCUAACCGUCUUCGAGCGGGCGCUCAUCGGCGCCGGUGGAGGAGGAAUCGCCGGAGCUUUCACCUACGUCUGUCUGCACCCGCUCGACACCAUCAAAACCAAGAUGCAGACCAAAGGAGCCUCCGAGAUUUACCGGAACGCUUUCGACGCCGUGGUCAAGACCUUCCAGACCAAAGGGAUCCUAGGGUUUUACAGCGGCGUAUCGGCGGUGAUCGUCGGCUCCACCGCUUCUUCCGCCGUGUAUUUUGGUACCUGCGAGUUCGGCAAAUCGAUCCUAUCUAAAUUCCCGAAUUACCCAUCUGUCCUCAUACCUCCGACCGCCGGAGCGAUGGGGAAUAUAAUCUCGUCGGCGAUAAUGGUCCCGAAGGAAUUGAUCACCCAGAGAAUGCAAGCUGGUGCGAAAGGAAGAUCUUGGCAGGUCUUGCUGAGCAUUUUGCAGAAAGAUGGAGUUCUGGGUCUCUACGCGGGCUACUCGGCGACACUGCUGAGGAAUUUGCCUGCUGGGGUUUUGAGCUAUUCCUCGUUUGAGUAUCUGAAAGCUGCCGUGUUGAGCAGCACGAAGCGGAGCAAUCUGGAGCCAAUUCAGAGCGUGUUCUGUGGGGCUUUGGCGGGUGCAAUUUCGGCUUCCAUUACGACGCCGCUUGAUGUUGUGAAGACGAGGUUGAUGACUCAGGCUCAUGUGGAAGCCGUUAGUAGAGUCUCUGCUGCUAUGUACAGUGGGGUUUCGACUACUGUGAAGCAGAUUUUGAAAGAAGAAGGGUGGGUUGGGUUCACACGUGGAAUGGGUCCUAGAGUUCUUCACAGUGCUUGUUUUUCUGCUCUGGGUUACUUUGCAUUUGAGACCGCUAGGCUUGCGAUAUUGAAUCAGUACAUCAAGCACAAGGAAUUGCAAGAACUCUCUUUUGUUGCUUCAUGAUCGGUGUAUUAUCUUCUUUGGUGAAUUUUUCUAUUCCUUUUGAUUACUUCGAGUCACAUUUUUGCUUCCCUUUAGAAUCAGAUUCUGCUCUGUUUUGUUUAUGCAUUUGUAUACGUACGCAUAUAUUUAACAUAAUUCUCUUCAUAAUGGCUAUGUAAUUUGUUUCUUGAUAAUAUAAAAUAAUAGUUUGAGA
Ziziphus jujuba (common jujube) is the source of this 1468-nucleotide messenger RNA. RefSeq names its product protein MITOFERRINLIKE 1, chloroplastic. Gene Ontology annotation, molecular function: S-adenosyl-L-methionine transmembrane transporter activity. The coding region runs from base 106 to 1275 and encodes 389 amino acids. The transcript has a single exon. NCBI's taxonomy places the organism in Eukaryota, Viridiplantae, Streptophyta, Magnoliopsida, Rosales, Rhamnaceae. The record is from RefSeq and is a predicted model, not a curated record. Gene Ontology annotation, cellular component: mitochondrial inner membrane.